Molecule: messenger RNA, 963 nt
Organism: Bipolaris victoriae FI3
Lineage: Eukaryota; Fungi; Ascomycota; Dothideomycetes; Pleosporales; Pleosporaceae
Exons: 3
Coding region: 1-963 (320 amino acids)
Biological process (GO): lipid catabolic process
Source: RefSeq, a predicted model, not a curated record
AUGCGUUCUUUCUCGUCCCUCGCUAUCGCCGCGCUUCUAAGCGCUUUCACGGGCAAUGCCUCACCACUGGCUAUAGAGAAGAGGGCUAUUACUGAUGGGCUCUUCAGUGACAUGGGUUUGAUGAGCCAAUAUGCUUCAGCAGCCUACUGCUCCGGUAACUACAAUUCACCUGGCGACAAGGUCAGCUGCAAUAAGGGAAAGUGUCCACUGGUUCAAGCCGCAGACUCAAAUACUACAGCUGAAUACACCGAAACCAAUGCAUCAACAGAUGUAACAGGCUAUAUCGCCGUAGACCACACCAACAAACUCAUCAUCAUAUCUUUCCGCGGCACCAAGACCCCAGAAAACUGGAUCACAAACCUCGAUCUCGGCAUGGACAAAACGGACAUCUGUCCCACCUGUAGCGCCCACCGCGGCUUCUGGCGAUCCUGGACCGAAGCCCGUCACCGCGUCCUACCCGCCGUAACGCAAGCCGUCGCCGAUAAUCCGUCUUACGAGAUCCGCGCAACAGGCCACUCGCUCGGCGGCGCCAUCGCUACGCUCGCGGCAGCCAGCAUGCGCAACGAAGGCCACACAGUCGCACUAUACACGUACGGCGCACCGCGCAUCGGCGGACGCAAAACAAGCGACUUCAUCUCCAAGCAAGCCGGCGGCAACUACCGCAUCACGCACUGGAACGACCCCGUGCCCCAACUCCCGCUGCUGAUCAUGGGCUACGUGCAUACGAGCCCGGAGUACUACAUCAACAAGCCCAACGAGAAGACUGUAUCUGCACGCGACAUCCAAGUGUUUGAAGGACCGAUAAGCUUUCAAGGAAAUGGGCAGUGGAUAGGGGAUGAUGUUGAGGCGCAUAUGUGGUAUUUCGGCAGCGUGAGGAUAUGUGAUGUGAGGAAGAUGAAGAGAGGGGUGCUGGGUAUCACGGGGGUAAAAGGUGGUGAGAUGGAAGUUAUGACUGUUUUUUAA